CUAAAUUGAAAAUAUUGAAGAUAGGUCCAUGUAUUGAAGUUGAAUUUUAUAAAAUAAAUAAUAAAUUGUGACUUAAUUAUUAACAAGAGCCAAUUAAAAAUAUGGCUGGAACAAUUUUCCGGUCGGUGCUCAACAAUGUCUUUUCUGUUUGUAAAUCUUCAAAUACAGUUAAUUUGAGGAGUAUACACAGUGCACCAGUGUACUAUGCAGCACGUAAAGGUACCAGGGCUAAGGCCCGUGCAAAGAAGGUUAAAGUGGAGGUGACCAAAGUGGGAUUCAUCCCAUACAAUCAGCGGGGCAAGGAUAAGCAAAUAGCACAAAAAAUAAACAAGCAUCUGGACGACACCUGCAAGCCUAAAUCUGAAGAUGACGUUUACCCAAUGAGGUAUUACCAGUGGGUUGUGUACACAGUCGAGGAGGCCGUACAGGCUCACCAGGAGAGUCACCACCCUACCAUGUACAACCAGCCUGAUGCCCUCAUAUAUGCUCAGGUUGAAUUCAACAUGGAAGGCGUGAAAAAGAACCGUUACAUAGACAGCUACACUCGUCUCAGCCUGCUGCCGCACGCGUUCCCGCGGGACGAGGAGCGCACCAUCCUGGCCUUCUGCAAGGGACAGGAGAUCAUCAAGGAGGCGUUGGACGCCGGUGCCACUACAGCCGGCAGUACUGAGCUGGUUAAGAAGAUUCAGGAAGGCGAAAUAAAACUAAGCGACUACGACUACGUGGUCGCCCAUCCAAACAUCCUCACAGACCUGGUGCCAAUCAGAGGGCUGAUGAAAAGGCGCUUCCCCAACGUCCGAACAGGGACCUUGGACGCCAACCUCAAGGAACUGGUGAAGAAAUUCGCGUCGGGACUCCAAUACAAGGUGGUGAAGGAUGAAAACCAAGAGAAUUUCGGUUCCGUUGAAGUUCCAGUGGGAAGGGUGAACAUGGACCCUAAGCAAGUAGCUGAAAACGUAAACGCUUUACUAAAAGAUAUGCAGGCGGGUCGACCAAAGCGAGACGGACUUUUCAUCACAAGGUGCUUCAUCGUGAGCCCACCCGCCACUCAGAAGCUGAAGAUCGAUCCGUUUGUGUUCGUCGACAGAACACUCUCGAAAGAAGUGCAGGAGGAGAGCGACGACGAAGGCGAAGCAGCCGCCGCUACAGCCUAGUCUAGAAUAACUUGUGUAUAGUUAGAGUAAUAUAAUGUUUUAGAAAC
Ostrinia nubilalis (European corn borer) is the source of this 1201-nucleotide messenger RNA. It is a transcript of the gene mRpL1, whose product is annotated as large ribosomal subunit protein uL1m. The transcript has 8 exons. NCBI's taxonomy places the organism in Eukaryota, Metazoa, Arthropoda, Insecta, Lepidoptera, Crambidae. Bases 102 to 1154 code for a protein of 350 amino acids. The record is from RefSeq and is a predicted model, not a curated record.